AUGAAAGAUAGAAGAGAUCACUUUCAUUAUGUUUACAGCUCGGAUCUCAGGCAAAGGCUCAACAUCAGAAUUGGCUCGCUCGAAGGACACAUACCCGAAAAACCCAUAGAAGAUGUUUUGAAUAACGAAAUUCACUCCUUUGUCACUGACCGAUAUGUAUAUAUUUCUGUCGAGUUGUAUGCAUCAGGCCGGCCUUACUCGCUUCCUGCACAAUCUCAUCCUAUACCAGUUCCCAGAAAAAAUCCAAACAGUUCCGCUUCCCAAAAAGUAAAAUGGGAUCAAUGGCUCACCCUUCCCGUGCAAUUUUGCGAGCUACCGAGAGAUUCUGUGCUUGCUCUUCGCCUUCUGGAAUUUGGUACUGAUGUUUGCCUUGGAUCGUCUGUUUGUGAAGUUUUCUCCGAAAUCGGAGAGUUCCUUCAAGGAACUAGAGACCUUUGGGUCUGGCCCAUGAUGGAGCCAGAUCCAAGAUAUCACAAUAGCUCUACGUCUUCCAAAGGCCAAAUAGAUAAGAACCAUCAGAUGCAUAGACUGAAGCCCCUCAAAGACAAUAUGAAUUUCAAGGAAAACUCGAAAAUUGAAUGGCUAAACAACUGGACAACAAAGGAGAUGUCUCAGCUUUCUCACAAAGAGUCGAAUGUCGGUGAUUUCAUGAACUUGGUUAUUGAGACGGAAUCCUUGGCCUUCCGCGAGGGUCAAAAUCGAAGUACACCAGCAGGAUACCAUCCCGAAAAGAGAGUACUAGAUUAUGCUUGUGUUUAUAUGGAGAAUAACGCGGAUCAAGAUGUGACUGUUACGACGGACCACAAGCUCUACAGAGUUCCUGAUUUCAUCGCAAGGGAAAACAUCGUUGAAGAGGCGCAUCUAAAAGUCGUGAGAUCCAUUGGCAGAUCGAUGACAGAGACGAAAAAACCGUCGCCUGUCGAGAGAGACAGACUAAUGAAAAUCAUCCAAGAAGGUCUUACAGAAAACGACAUUGAAAACGGAACGAUGGUUUUUAAAUUUCGCAAUUUCCUAUCAAGCUAUCCAAAUGCCCUUAUUCCUUUUUUGACUUCAAUUCGUUGGUUGGAUCCGGACGAAAAGUCAACAGCCCUCUGUGCCUUAGAUAAUUGGGCCCCUAUCAAACCAGAAGCCGCUCUCGGUCUUCUUGGAAACUCUCUUGCCGGAAAACAAAUCGAAGUUCGCAAGUACGCCGUUUCAAGGCUACGUGCAGCUCAAGGAGAAGAUCUAGAACUCUAUCUGCUUCAAUUAGUACAAGCUUUAAAGUACGAAAGCCAAGCUGGAGAUGGCGUCAGUCGAGCACAACUUCUGCAAGAAUCGAUGAUCGAUGACAGCGGAAGCCUUUCCAUCUCUCACAAUCAGGUACAAGGAGGACUCGAGCAAUUCCUCCUAGAAGUCGCCCAGCUAGACCAGUCUAUCGGGAGCUACUUGUAUUGGUUCAUCAAUGUCGAAGCGCAGAACGAGGCAAAUGAAGACUUUCGAAGCCUUCACUCUUAUGAUUACAAUCGUUUCCUCGAACACUUUAAUUCGAGCUUCUACAAAUCGAGAAGGGAAAAACAACGAGCAGAGUUACUUCGCCAGGAAAAAUUAAUUACCGAUCUGAUUAAUGAACUAAGAGCGUGUGAAAAAUACUCUUCAAGGCCUGAGCGUUUAGAGCAAUUCAAAAGCCGUCUAGAAGACGAAACGCCUCGUGAAGAGUACGGUACCUUUUCGAAUUUUAAGCCGACGAUGUAUCCGCUUGAUCCGCGCAAGAAAAUCGUUGGCAUUAACAUCGAUAAGACUUAUCUUUUCAAGUCUGCAAUGAUGCCAGCUCUAGUUUUCUUUAAAUUAGAAGGAGGCGGAGAAGUUGGUGCAAUCAUUAAAGUUGGAGAUGAUUUGCGUCAAGAUCAAUUAAUCCUCCAGAUGAUCACGCUUAUGAACCGACUGCUUCUAGAAGAAAAACUCGACCUAAAGCUCACUCCGUAUUGUACCCUUGCGACCUCGAUUGAUGCCGGUCUGAUGGAAUUCGUCCCGGACUCAAAAGGCAUUGGAGACAUCUUACGAAAAGAAGGCUCUAUUGGCAAAUACCUACAAGAAUGUCGCGGUCCACGAAGUGUUAUCAUGGACAAUUAUGUUCGAUCCUGUGCUGGCUACUGUGUCGUUACAUACAUUCUCGGUGUAGGGGAUCGCCACAACGACAAUCUACUCAUUACGAGGGACGGCAAGCUGUUUCAUGUUGACUUCGGUUUUAUACUCGGCCGUGAUCCAAAGCCAAUGCAGCCACAUAUGAAGCUUAGCAGAGAAAUGGUGGAAGCCAUGGGAGAAGAAGGAUGGAAAGACUUCAGAAACUAUUCCUACGAGGCUUACAUCAACCUUCGCCGACACUCGCAGUUCAUCCUUUCACUAUUCGCCCUGAUGCUUGAUGCUGGGAUUCCGGACAUUGCGAUCGAGCCGGACAAGACUCUUCAAAAGCUGCGCGAAAGGAUGCGCCUUGACCUGAAUGACACAGAUGCAUUCAAACACUUCCAAAUGGUCACUGACCAGGCGAUUUCAUCUGUUACUGCUCGAAUCAGCGAGAACAUGCACGCCAUCAAAAUCUGGACCACUUCUUGA
Molecule: messenger RNA, 2589 nt
Organism: Oikopleura dioica
Lineage: Eukaryota; Metazoa; Chordata; Appendicularia; Copelata; Oikopleuridae
Source: the annotation of a GenBank genome assembly